UGGGAAACGACAGGCUCUGGUCUAUCUUGGGUUGGUUAUAAACAUCUUUGGUAGUAGGCUAGCUAUAAAGGCCUUCACUGAACGAACGUGUCUAAGGGCCCUAGACCAGACAUGCUCAACAGAGACCAACGACUGCUUGCUCACACUAAAGGAAAUUACUCUAACACCCUCUACCAGAGACCAGAACAAAGAAAACAUGGGUCAAUCAAAGAGUACAGAAUAAAAGAUAAAGGAAGAAAGGCAAAUGAUAUCAGAUGAACUCAAAAUACUUUCCAGAUGUGGACAUAGACAAAGCUCUGCUGCAAUUCUCAUGUCCUAGGUCCUUGGAGAAGCUGAUCCAACACUACAAACAAAGAGAGAUGGAACUGAAUGAAAAUGCUAAAGCACGGAUAAAGGAUCUUACUGAAAAGCUUGUCGGCUUGAUUGCGAUACCUGAUGCUGCAGGCUUGGGGUCCCUGGUUAUCUCUAUAGUAAUAGACAGAUUUGUAUCUGCCAUAGAGCCCCCUAAGGAUAGCACAGAUUAUCUGCUGCGUCGUAUCUUUGCAGAGAAGGCCUCCGCUGUGAAAGACCAAAUGGAUGAGUACCUCAAGAGGCACCUCAUGCACAUACGCAACAAGGCAGAGCUUAAGAGUGACAUCCAGCACGUGGAGCGUAACCUGAGCUUUGCCCUGACUCAGUUGAAGAACUUCAUGCUGCUGGACGGACAGAUGAGCUCGUGGGCUCUGAGGAUGUGGGUCAACGGAGCGUCCUUCCAUGUCCAGAUGCUGAUUCAGCUGGCCAGACUGGAUGGGGCCAAAGACAGUGGCCCAGUACAAGGAAUUAGUCAAACAACAUCCUUCACAGUGCCACAGUGGUUCCUAUGA
This is a messenger RNA of Salvelinus fontinalis (brook trout), 863 nucleotides long. RefSeq lists its product as uncharacterized. The record is from RefSeq and is a predicted model, not a curated record. The transcript has 2 exons. Lineage: Eukaryota; Metazoa; Chordata; Actinopteri; Salmoniformes; Salmonidae. The coding region runs from base 255 to 863 and encodes 202 amino acids.